This is a messenger RNA of Linum trigynum, 4550 nucleotides long. The record is from the annotation of a GenBank genome assembly. Lineage: Eukaryota; Viridiplantae; Streptophyta; Magnoliopsida; Malpighiales; Linaceae.
ACUAGUAAAUUAUGUCUAUUUUACUUCUUUUUCUCUCUUGAAGCUCAUGAUGUUUAGCUAACUUGUAGGGUCACAUUGCUUGGAUUUAAGCGCAUCAAAUGUAACUGAUCCAGAAUGGUUGACUGCGCAACGUGAAGAAGAGAUCCACAUUGUGCAUGGUUGGCUAACGACUUACUAUAAGGAUCUUCAGGUCAUUUAAUCUUUUGUAUCGUUGGGUGGAUUAGAGAAAAAUUGUGUAUCCGCGCGCCAAUUUGGAUUGAUGGUAAUUAAUCACGGUUGAACUAUUAAGUGGUAUUCCAUUAACUUAUGUGAUGUGUGGGAAGUAAAAUGGUUAGGCAUUAAUGAUCUAAGUGAUCAAGAUGCAAGGGAAGUUCUGUCUGGGAUUCUGGUUUUGUUCCUCAUACUCCUUUCCUCAAGAGUUGGCUUGAGGUCGCUUGAUGGGAGGUUUAAUUUCCAUCCAUUUGGAGCAAAACAAAUCAAACCAAUUUUUGUUGUUGUUGAAGGAAUUAAUGGUAAAUAAAACUAAAAAUAAAUACUAAAGUAUGAACAACUAAUUUAAGGUAGUAACAAGACUUUCUACCGAGAAAAGAACAAUUAAUCAGAAAUAGCUACUAUACCACACGUUUAAAAGCAGUACCGUACGGCGUACGUAGUAAUAAACUUCGUCAUUACUUACUAAAUACUAAUUAAAUUCUAUUAUCUGAUUGGUACCGGAUACGAUUAUUGCUAAGGAUUAUUAACUUGUAGUGGUUGGUGUCUUAUCUUUCUCUUCCCAUUAGUUUACUAUUGAUAAUGGCACGAAGAAUGGCGCACUAAUCACAUAAGACAAGAAGCAAUGGACACGAACAAUGGUACACUAAUUAGCUAGCUAGGUCUCUUGUUCUCAUUGCUAACGGGCACAAAGUACGUACUAUCUCUUGUCCCCAUUGCCGGAUAUAGCAAAUCGGCGGUAUAUAUAUCGUCGGAGACAGGUUGGUAAUUGUUCAUCACGUCCAGCUUAUUCGAGACAAGCUGGGCCGGCAAAUCGAUGCAUCAAAACCUAUGAUACCAGCUCGCUCUUUCUAACUAACAACUUCGCUGCGAUAUAUAUAUCCCACAAGUAUCGAGUAGAAGCUGGUAAGAGAACGGGAAGCUAGCAAAUUAAAGCAAAUCAUCCCAUGGCGAAACUCCGGUUUAUCCUCUACUUCUUCCUAGCCGCGGCUACGACGGCGUCGUUUGAGGUCCCCAGGCUGACCAUGUACGACCCGCGUUACGCAUCCCACCAUCUUGCCGGCGGACAAGCUUUGGCCUUGCCGGCGGCCACGGAAGAUUUCGAGUCCCAUUUCUACGACCAAACGCUGGACCACUUCAACUACCUCCCGGAGAGCUACGUCACUUUCCGGCAGCGAUACGUCGUGAACUCCAAGCACUGGGGAGGGCCCGGCGCUCCCAUUUUCGCCUAUCUCGGCGCCGAAGCACCCUUGACCCACAAUUUCUCGGCAGCCGGAAGUUUCCUCAUUGACAUCGCGCCAAGCUUCAAUGCGCUCUUGCUGUACAUUGAGCAUCGAUAUUACGGGGACUCAAUCCCGUUUGGAUCGAGGGAAGAAGUGUUCGGGAACUCGAGCAUGCUUGGCUACAUGAACUCUCAACAAGCUAUCGCGGAUUACGCGGAGAUCAUCCUUCACAUAAAGGAUCAGUUCAAUGCCAGCGAUUCACCUGUGAUAGUUGUGGGAGGAUCCUACGGAGGAAUGCUGGCGACAUGGUUCCGAUUGAAGUAUCCGCACCUAGCGAUUGGAGCAUUGGCUUCAUCGGCCCCAAUCCUUUACUUCGACGACAUUACCCCACAGGAUGCAUACCUCAAUGCUGUCACCAAAGAUUUUAGAGAUGCUAGCGAGACUUGCUACCAGACAAUAAAGAAGUCGUGGGCAGAAAUAGACGAAAUAGCUUCCAAACCGGAUGGUCUCUCUACUCUCGCCCGAAAGUUCAAGACCUGCGCGCCGUUGAAGGAUUCGACGUCUCUGACGGACCAAUUGGAAGGGCUCUACGCUUCAGCAGCCCAAUAUAAUGCACCACCAAGUUAUCCAGUGACCCAGGUUUGCACCGCAAUAGAUGGACCUGGGCCCAACAACGAUACUCUUGGGCGCAUAUUUGCUGGCGUCGUUGCUUACUACGGAAAGAAGCCUUGUUACAUCAACAAACCAACUCAGCCCACCGAAACCUACGGUGGAUGGGAUUGGCAGACGUGCAGCGAGAUGGUGAUGCCAAUGGGGUAUGGGAAUGACACGAUGUUUGGAUCGAAAGGAGCUUUCAACCUCACCGAGUUCUCAAAUGAAUGCAGAAAAAAAUACGGCGUCGCACCUCGACCUCAUUGGGUCACCACCUAUUAUGGUGGACAUAGCAUAAAAAGGAUUCUUAAGAGAUUCGGAAGCAACAUUAUCUUUUCAAAUGGUCUGAAAGAUCCCUAUAGCAGGGGAGGGGUGCUAGAGAAUAUAUCGGACUCUAUCCACGCCAUCUAUACAGCUAACGGGUCACAUUGCUUGGAUUUAGGGGCAUCAAAUGUUACUGAUCCAGAAUGGUUGAUUGCGCAACGCAAAGAAGAGAUCCAUAUCGUGCAUGGUUGGCUAACCACUUAUUAUAAGGAUCUUCAGGCGGUUUAGUCUUUUGUAUUGUUGGGUGGAUUAAUGAAACUGGGUAUAAUGCAAUAAAUAUAGUGUUGACUGACAUGUUGUUGUUUCUCACUCCUAUAAAGAAGGGUAAAAGUGUGUUGACUUUCUUGCUAAUAGGGGGUACUUUGUUCCCUCUUGGUUGCAUCAUUUCCAUGUUCCGAUCAUGUGAUGCAUCAGUGGAUUUUGUACGAUAUUAAGAGACUUUCGCGAUUGGUUUUGAAUAAAGGUUAAAACGCGCUGUGUUCAUGUUUUUUUAAUGUAGUGGCAACGGUGGAUAAGAGACAUACCAAAGUGGAUCUUGAGACCUCUUUGGUUCUGGAGAAAAUAUAAAUACAAUAAUUAAGUGUUGUUGAGAUCUUUUUUUACCUAAACCUCACCAAGAUUAAUAAUCAAUAUAUCUACCACCAAAUAACUAUUAGAUAAUGGAUUUAGGUAUCGUUGUUAUAUAAUACAUUCUAGUUUCUACUUAAAUAAUAAGCAAAAUAUAACUACAUCCUUCAGGUCUCAAAUUCUUAACUACUUGUCAUAUAUCAUCAAAACCUUCUCUUGUUGAAACUCGCUAUAGCUUAUAUUCAUCAUAAUUAAUGAAUUCUUUGAAAAUAAUAUCUCGGGUUCUGAACGCUAACUACAUUAUUGUGUGCAUAUUUGAUGUGAAAAUAGACUAGAUGUUGUCUAAAACUAGAUAUAAUUUUUGAGUUUUUUUUAGAAUCAUGGUCAUUAAAAGAAGUAUCUUAGCAUUGACGCUUAUCUAAACUUCAACUGCAAGUGUUAAAAGGACAUUUGCAAUGGUCACGUGAAAAACACUCUUUGGUAUUUAAUUUGUGACAAAAUCAUAAAUCAUUAUUUGAUAGGAUAUAUUGAGAUUGAUAGCAUAUGAAUGCAUCUUACAAAUUUUUCGGGAUAUUGAAACCAACAACCAAGGAAGAUAAAUACAUUUUAUGUUAGCUAUAAUCAUAAAAUAAAAAAAGAUGGACUUAAAAAUUGAAAAAACACUAAGGGUUGGUUGGAAGUUGUGAUUCUUCAAAUUGAUGUAUUGGGACAAUUAGUGUAUUAUCAUUUGAUGGAUUGAAUCAAUUGAUGUAUUAGGUAAAUAUCUUGUUUGGAGGUUUAGAUUGUGUUUUUGUUCCAAAGGUAAAAAAGUUAGUAUUGAGUGAUUGUGAAGAAUCUCAACAAAAAGUAGAGAUUGUAAAUCCCUCAAUAUUGAGUGAUUGUGGUGGGGCCACCAAAAGCGUAGGUUUAAGCUAGUACCAAUCAAAGAGACCAAAAGGGUACUGGUCAUUUAUAGAGGCAAUUAAGAAGCCAGCAAGGCAUGCAGUUAGCAACUAGAUCAUUAAAAAAAAAAACUAAUGGGCUGAAAUCCCAAAAGAUAAGAAAAAUCGCCUUCCUUCCAAAAUGGUCCUUCGAUCCCAAGCCAAAAAAAAAUUCAAUACUUGCAAGCAAUUACAAAUACAUUUCGUCACUCCUUACUAAUUAAAUCCUUAAUUAUCAUAAUUGGUAUCUUCGUUGCCGUUAUUCUUUGUGUUUGAUAAAUGUGUACCAAAUAAGCUUAAAAGAAAGACCAAAUUUAUUUUGUCACCUCUAACUUGUAGUGGUGUCUUAUCUUUCUCUUCCUAUUUGUUCCAUCACCAUUGAUAAUGGCACGUAUAGUGGAGCACUACUACAUAAGAUAAGAAAGACAAUAACCAUAUAAUGUGGGUAGGUUCUGUUGGUUCAAUUAGGAUCACAAAAGGGGUCCCAUGUUGUUGUGCAUGAAAUAUUAACUAAGGUGGAUGUUAUCACUAUCAUCAAGGAACAUUAACCAUGAUUGCAACACUAAUUGAAAAUGUUGCAUAAAACAGACAAUAACACCAAAUAUUUCUCUCUGAUAUUAAUUAAAAUUUAGUUUAAUAAAAUUAGAAACUUAAA